GAAUCCAAACCGCUCAACCUCCCGCCACGUGUCGUGCUCUCAAUGGGGAACCCGGAUGCCGGCCAGAGACGCUUAUAAUAGGGAAGAAGACAACGCAUUUGCUCAUCUCUAAUUCUGAGAGAGAAGCAAAACCAUACCCAAACCUUCAUCGCGACUGAAGAGAAAUUACCGGAGACAUCGAAAUGUUGCCGGAAACUGACACUAACGAACUCAAUCUAAAGGAGACGGAGCUGACGUUAGGAUUACCGGGCGGAUCGAAGAGCAGUGCUUGGACCGAGAUCGGUGGGAAGAGCAGCGGGAAACGUGGAUUCUCAGAGACCGUCGAUUUGAGUCUUGGUAGCUCCGGGAACGAGCCACGUGGCAAGGAUCAUGGUGAUCAGUCGACAAACUCGCCGAAAAGUCAGUUUUCCGAUGCCGGAAAACCCCCCGCAGCUAAGGCACAGGUGGUGGGAUGGCCACCGGUGAGGUCUUUCAGGAAGAACGUCUUGAAGAGCUGUACAUACGUAAAAGUAGCCGUAGACGGAGCACCGUAUCUACGGAAAGUAGAUUUGGAAAUGUACAGCAGCUACCAGCAGCUCUUGAAAGCUCUAGAGGAGAUGUUCACCUGCUUUACCAUCAGUCAGUAUCAUAACGAGACGAAGCUGAUGGAUCCAGUGAACGGAAUCGAAUACGUUCCUACGUAUGAAGAUAAAGACGGCGACUGGAUGCUGGUCGGAGAUGUCCCUUGGAGGAUGUUUGUUAGGUCAUGCAAGCGAUUGCGAUUGAUAAAAAGCUCAGAGGCCAUCAAUUUAGCUCCAAAGACUCCUCAGAGAAGCACGAACUUGGCAUGAUGUGGGGCCCGCUUUGGAGAUCCACCUCCCAAAGACGAAUACAUGUACAGAGAUAGUUUUUUCUCUUACCUGUGGGGGAGUUUUGGCUACAUCCUAUAUCAAUAGAAAUAAAUGAAAAUAUACAUGUGAUUAUCUACA
This is a messenger RNA of Magnolia sinica, 968 nucleotides long. RefSeq names its product auxin-responsive protein IAA1-like. The coding region runs from base 183 to 830 and encodes 215 amino acids. Gene Ontology annotation, cellular component: nucleus. Gene Ontology annotation, molecular function: protein binding. The record is from RefSeq and is a predicted model, not a curated record. NCBI's taxonomy places the organism in Eukaryota, Viridiplantae, Streptophyta, Magnoliopsida, Magnoliales, Magnoliaceae. Gene Ontology annotation, biological process: regulation of DNA-templated transcription. The transcript has 5 exons.